AUGUGUUCGCUUAAGCGAUCCGCUCAUUCAUCAUCACUCUCAUUCGCCGAAGCCGCCCGUCGCGUUGGCGUUAAGCGCGAUGUCUUUUUUCGACGUGUCCUUGUUUCGGAUGCUGAUGUGCAGCAGCAGAUGCUCGCACGCAUUUCGGAUGACUUACAGCAGCUACUCGAUCAGGAUGAUGCCACUCUUUUGACCGACUAUUUUCCUACAGCGCUGCGUUUAACGCUAGACGCACCCUUUCCGGCCAUCCGCGAGGCACUUGCAAAGAUUGUUAAUGUGGUUGAGCAAAAGUACCCUGAAGCACGGGAGUUGCGCGCUCAACAGUUGCAAGUGUCGCACUUUUUUAAUAAUGGCGAUGCGCCAGAGGACGCCAUUCCUUGCGUGGACACAGACGAUGACAAUUUACGUACACUCUUUCAGCAAGCAUUUUUGCGCACUGGUCGUGUGACGCAUCUUACCCAAAUUCUAGCUUGGCAUCGCAGCUAUCUCGCACUUUUUGAUCGCAGUUUGGCCGCCACGAUGACACGGGAUGGAACACUCCCGCUUCAGUGGCGCAGCUAUAUUGCCGUUAUUGGUGCAAGUGAGCUUCGAUGUCACUACCUGGCCGAUCUGGAGCAAUACAACUUUAUAGUAAAUAACGGGGACGGCGAGUGGAUCAAGGGACUAGAUUAUGUGCCGCCCAAGCUCUUUCGACUCCACGAGUUGAGCUCGCUGCUAGCUCAUCGACCUUGGCUCCUUUCUGCCGACCAUGUGGCGGAACUUUUGCGCUCGGAUCAGGAUGACUCUUGGUCUGUUUCGGAGCUUGUACAUGCCAUUAUUGUGCUCUGUCAGGCGCACUCCAUAGCUUGUAUUGCACUUGGAGUAGGCUGUGCAGAGGAAGUGGACCUUGCAGUUUUUGGACAGUUUGGAUAUGCUCUAGAAGUCGAGACAGCUUCUACUGAGGCAUUAGACAACCAGGAAGGCGUUGACGCUAGUAGCUGUAACAGCGUUGAUUUGUCGACGAUUGACCGUGAUGACGAUAUACUAUUAAAGAGGCUGAAGAAGAAUAGCGGGUUGGACAGUGACACGGCAGACGAAGAGGAAGAAACUGGAGAGGAACAGGAGAAUGACGACUUGAAUGACGAUGACAGUUACGGCGCUGGCGACGGCUUUGAAGUUGCUGUGGAUGAAGCGGAUUAUGGACUGAAUGCAGCGACCGCAAACCGAAGAAAAGAUACAUUAUGGCGGUUCUGUGGUGGAAGUGUCAUGCGCUACAGCGACUUUGACGUACGGUCACAGGAGUAUGAGGUGUUACAUACAGAAGAUUUUAGCUGGGACGAGCAUUGUUUUUCACUUGUUAAACGGUAUUUCCCUGGUGAAGCGGGUCAGAUUCUGGAAGAUUUGUUUAAUUUGACAAGCAAGCUCACGUACGACUACUUUGGCACGCAAAAAGAAGAAUGUGUCGACACGAGUCCGUAUCGGGAUGCUGUGUGGUACUAUGUACAUCGUAUUUUUGGUAUCUGCCACGACGACUACGACUACCGCCAAGUUAACACAUAUUUGAACCGACCAACCAAGAUUUUUUUACGAAAAGUGGCAUGUAUGCCCUGGAAAGUGCGUCAAGAAGACUUUGCCCACUUUGAUCGCACAUUGAGUCCCUCUGAAAAGUGUCAUGUAAUUCUUCUGGUUGCUGAAGCACGUAAACAGGCUGGAUUGAUGUAUGGCCUUCGUGCUCUAGGCGAAAGACGAAUUGAUCAGCAUAAAACGUUAAUAAAUCUGCUUGCUUCUCUAGGCUAUAAAGAUUAUGUUUUGCCACUUUUACUCAAAGAGCUCCCGUUGUACAAGGUCAAAGCAUGGAAGUCAGCAUGUUUGCAUCCUGCGCUUUUAUUUAUUCAGUUUAUCGUCUCUAGUCACCCUAUUCGUAUACUCGAAUCGGAGAAAUACAGGGCACAUGCAUGA
This is a messenger RNA of Plasmopara halstedii, 1938 nucleotides long. RefSeq names its product sestrin-like protein. The coding region runs from base 1 to 1938 and encodes 645 amino acids. NCBI's taxonomy places the organism in Eukaryota, Oomycota, Peronosporomycetes, Peronosporales, Peronosporaceae. Gene Ontology annotation, cellular component: nucleus. The record is from RefSeq and is a predicted model, not a curated record. Gene Ontology annotation, molecular function: oxidoreductase activity, acting on peroxide as acceptor; L-leucine binding. The transcript has 6 exons. Gene Ontology annotation, biological process: cellular response to L-leucine; positive regulation of macroautophagy; negative regulation of TORC1 signaling.